AUGGGAAAUUUAUGUGAUUUCAUGAAAUCAGAAAAGCAGGAAUUUCAAAGUUCUCUAAAUUAAUAGACUACCUUGCAACCGAUUUAAGAAUACUCAGAGGAAUUGGCGUUAAAAUCGAGUAAGACUCUGGAUAACUCCACAUCAUUUAUGCCUGAAUAAACUCAUAAGAGAGUGGGACUAGAAGAUUUCAUUAUGUUAGCAACAGUUGGCAAAGGUGCCUUUGGAAAAGUAUACAAAGUAAAAAAAAAGGACAAUCAAAAAAUAUAUGCUAUUAAAUGCAUCAAUAAGAAGCUGAUUUUCGAUAGCAAAUUAGAAUCGAAUGCUUUACUAGAGAAGGAUGUCUUAAAACAAAGCAAACACCCAUUCAUAGUGUAGUUAAAAUAUUCCUUCUAAACACCAACCAAAUUAUAUUUAGUGAUGGAAUACAUUAAUGGAGGGGAAUUCUUUAAGAUUCUUACAAAAACAAAAGGCUUACCAGAAUCUAUUGUUGCCUUUGUAGCAGCUGAAGUGGUUUUAGCGUUAGAAUAUUUGAAUAAUUAAUUAAAGGUUAUAUAUAGGGAUUUGAAACCAGAAAAUAUCUUACUUACGACAACAGGACAUGUUAAAUUAACAGAUUUUGGCUUAGCUACUUUAAGAAAGGAUGAAAAUGUGAAAAAUUAUACUUUAGCAGGAACUCCUGAAUAUUUGGCUCCUGAGAUCAUUAACAAAAAAGGACAUUCCUUCGAAGUAGAUCUAUGGACACUAGGAAUCUUAAUAUAUGAAAUGAUUAAUGGAUAUCCACCUUUUACUGUUCCAGAUAGAAAUACUUAGAAGAUUCUAUCAUUAAUAUUACAAAAUCAGCCAGCUUAUACACCAAUAAUGAGUGAUGAAGCAGUAAAUUUAGUUUAAAGACUCUUAAAGGCUAAUCCUAAAGAAAGAAUUGGAGCUGAAAUGGGAUACUAAGAAAUAAAAUAUCACCCUUUUUUUGCAAAGAUCAAGUGGUCAGAGUUAUACAAUUUAAAUGUUAAAUCUCCGCUUAAAACAUUUGCAGAAUAAAAUGCUUCACGGUCUGAAGGAUUCAGAAUGCCUCAAAUUCAAAUUUAAGAGACCCCUAAUCCUCCAUAACCUAACAUAUAUGGUAUGAGUUAUGGAGGAGGAGACGAUACCUACAACUCUAAGAAACUGAAUUGAUAAUUAUUAAAUAUAUGAAUGGAUAAUUAUUCAUAAAA
Paramecium tetraurelia is the source of this 1208-nucleotide messenger RNA. RefSeq lists its product as uncharacterized. NCBI's taxonomy places the organism in Eukaryota, Ciliophora, Oligohymenophorea, Peniculida, Parameciidae. Gene Ontology annotation, molecular function: protein serine/threonine kinase activity; ATP binding. The record is from RefSeq and is a predicted model, not a curated record. The transcript has 5 exons. Gene Ontology annotation, biological process: protein phosphorylation.